Messenger RNA from Sorex fumeus (smoky shrew), 319 nucleotides. Its product is annotated as elongin-C-like. Gene Ontology annotation, biological process: ubiquitin-dependent protein catabolic process. Gene Ontology annotation, molecular function: protein-macromolecule adaptor activity. Lineage: Eukaryota; Metazoa; Chordata; Mammalia; Eulipotyphla; Soricidae. The coding region runs from base 29 to 319 and encodes 96 amino acids. The transcript has a single exon. The record is from RefSeq and is a predicted model, not a curated record. Gene Ontology annotation, cellular component: elongin complex.
CUAUGGUGGAUGUGAAGGCCCUGAUGCUAUGUAUGUCAAAUUAAUAUCCUCUGAUGGCCAUGAGUUUAUUGUAAAAAGAGAACAUGCGUUAACAUCAGGAACAAUAAAAGCCAUGUUGAGGGGCCCAGGUCAGUUUCCUGAAAAUGAAACCAAUGAAGUCAAUUGUAGAGAGAUCCCUUCACAUGUGCUAUCCAAAGUGUGCAUGUAUUUCACAUACAAGGUUCCUUACACUAACAGCUCCACCGAGAUUCCUGAAUUCUCAAUAUCACCUGAAAUUGCACUGGAAUGGCUGAUGGCUGCAAAUUUCCUAGAUUGUUAA